Molecule: messenger RNA, 2211 nt
Organism: Chenopodium quinoa (quinoa)
Lineage: Eukaryota; Viridiplantae; Streptophyta; Magnoliopsida; Caryophyllales; Amaranthaceae
Product: farnesyl pyrophosphate synthase 1-like
Exons: 12
Coding region: 115-1152 (345 amino acids)
Biological process (GO): trans, trans-farnesyl diphosphate biosynthetic process
Cellular component (GO): cytoplasm
Molecular function (GO): dimethylallyltranstransferase activity; (2E,6E)-farnesyl diphosphate synthase activity
Source: RefSeq, a predicted model, not a curated record
GUUUCACUUUGGUUCAAACAACAAACUCUAGUAUUCUUCUGAUUUUCGUAUAGUCAUAUUUCGCCUCGCUGAUCUGCUAAUUCAAUCUUCAACCUUUGUUCAAUCAAAUCCGAAAUGGAGGGAGAAAAAGAUGAGAGAGAAAGAUUUAAGCAAGUAUAUCAACAACUGAAGACGGAAUUGCUAAAAGAUCCUGCUUUUGAGUAUGACCAUGUCUCCCGUCAAUGGCUUCAUCAGAUGCUGGAUUAUAACGUUCCUGGAGGAAAAUUGAAUCGGGGGUUGUCUCUAAUUAAAAGCUAUGAAUUAUUAAAUGACGGGAAACAAAUCCCAGAAGAUGGCCUUUUCCGUGCUUCUGUUCUUGGCUGGUGCAUUCAAUGGCUGGUGGGCUGUGUUCUUGUUCUUGAUGAUAUUUUGGAUAAUUCCCACACUAGGCGUGGCCGUCCUUGUUGGUUUAGAUUACCUAAGGUUGGCAUGAUCGCUGUGAACGACGGCAUUCUUCUUUGGAAUCAUAUUAACAGGAUUCUUAGGAUAUACUUUAGGGACCAACCUUACUAUGCAGAUCUCCUUGAUUUAUUCAAUGAGGUAGAGUUCCAGACAACUUGUGGAGAAAUGAUUGAUCUGAUAAGUACACUCGAUGAGGAGAAAGAUUUGUCGAAAUUUACUCCAGCAUUUCAGCGACGUGUCAGCAAGUACAAGACUGCAUAUGGGACAUUUUUUCUCCCAUUUGCAUGUGCUUUGCUCAUGUUAGGUGAGAAGCUGGAUGAUUACAAUGACGUGAAAGACAUCCUUCUUGAGAUGGGCAUCUACUUCCAAGUACAGGAUGAUUAUUUAGACUGCUUUGGUGAUCCUGAAAUGAUUGGCAAGAUUGGAUCAGACAUUGAAGAAUUCAAGUGUUCUUGGUUGGUUGUGAAAGCUUUAGAAGUUAGCAAUGAGGAACAGAAGAAAUUGUUAUAUGAGAAAUAUGGGAAAGCAGACCCGGUAAAUGUUGAUGCAGUGAAGUCCCUCUAUAAAGAUCUCAAUCUUCAGGGCAUCUUUGCUGAAUACGAGAUUGAUAUAUAUGAGAAGCUAACAGCCAGCAUUGAAGCUCUACCGAGCAAAAGCGUGCCAGCAGUGCUGAAGUCUUACUUGGGUAAAAUAUUCAAGAGGCAGAAAUAGACAGAUGCUGAAUUUUGAAUAUACAGUCAUCUUGGCUCUUUUAACUCUCCAGUCCUGCUUUCCGUUGCAGUUCUGUUAGUGACGGGGAGGAGAUGGUAGUCUUGAUUGACCGGUCAUGCCCUGGCAUACCCAUGCAAAGCUGCAUGAUGUGAUCAAUCACACUGCAAAACUGGAAUUAAUCUUCUUAAGGGGUACAUGUUUUGGCUAUUGUGAUAAUUGACUUGAUCAACUAAGAAAACAAAUAAAAACGAACAAACAUUGAGUAGAUUAAGGAAGGGUGAUUAGUCUGAUUACAUUUUAUGAUUAAAUGGUUCAGUCAUGUGAGCCACUUCCAUAGGCAAGGAAAUUUAGUCUUUCCCUUGGCAUUUUCUAUGAAGAGGGUGAUAAAGAAGAGCUUAAACUGUAUCCAAUAGAACUCUCCUUCUGAUCUGAAUUUUUUUGAAUUCACUCAAUGCACUUCCACCAAAUUUCUUUUUUUUUUUUUUUUUUUUUUUUUCUUCUUAAAAAAAUUAAAAGGAAGGGAAACAUCCAAGAGUUUUGUGAAAAAACCCAACACCAUAAUCAGAUUCAUUUUUGGCUUCUUAUAAGAAUUGUGAAAAAACCUUAUAUUUCAUGUUUUAAAUUAGUUGACAUGUUUUGAUUAUUGACACUACUCACAAAGUCUACUUUGACUAGCUUUGUAAUUUGUUGAUUAGAAAAAACAUGAAUAUGUGCAAUCUUUUUCUUUAUGUGUAUUUUCAAUAUAUUGUUUUAUUUCUUUUUUUUUCUUUUAUUCUUUUUAAUUUUUUAAAACUUUCGCCAAAUGAUAAUGAGGGACAUUUAUAUUGAAUGUUUAAAUCUGUACAUUGGCAAAUGUGAUUAAGUAAAAGUGUCAACUAAUUUGGAAUGGAUGAAGUAUAAAACUGUCUCCCAAAUUUUGGCAUUUUAAUAAAGCAAUAAGAAGCCAAAACAUUUUUGGUAUUCUUUCUUGACAAAGUGCUACUGUGUGGGCGUGCUUGGUUAUCCUCUUAUAUAAAAUUUUUUAAUAUAUGUUUAACGGGUGGAUGGAUGGUUAGCGGG